ACUGCGGUAAAGAGAAGCGUAGAAGAAGAAACUCAAUUCAGUGGGCGGGACAAACGAAAACAGUAGCGAUGUUAGCAAACCGUAAGUUUUCUCGCCCCAAAAACAACGUAGGAUCAUUCAUCAAAGAUGAGUUCGUUCGCGGGUCGAAUGAAGGAAUAUCCGACUAUUUCUCUGGACCGGUUCGACAGAGAGAACGUACAUGCACGCGCAUAUUUCCUCUCCCACUGUCACAAAGAUCACAUGAAAGGACUGAAGGGACCUUUACUGAAGAGGAAGCUGCAGUUCAGUCGCACAGUCAGACUCUACUGCUCCUUCGUGACCAAAGAACUCCUGCUGAGUAAUCCACGCUACAGAUUCUGGGAAGAAUUCAUCGUUCCGCUGGAGCUGGAGAGCCCGACUCAGAUCUCCUUAGUGGACGAGGCUUCAGGAGAGAAAGAGGAUGUGGUGGUGACGUUACUUCCUGCUGGUCACUGUCCCGGCUCCGUCAUGUUCCUGUUUGAGGGUUGCCAUGGAAAUGUAUUGUACACAGGAGACUUCAGGUUUUCUGUCGGAGACGCGUCCAGAAUAGAACACCUUCACUCUGGCAGCAGGGUCAAAGACAUUCACAGUGUUUAUCUUGACUCUACGUUCUACGACCCACGCUUCUAUCAAAUACCCACUAGGGAAGUUUGUCUGAACGGGAUCUCAGAGCUGAUCAGAAACUGGAUCUGUCAGAGUUCGUAUCACGUGGUUUGGCUCAACUGUAAAGCUGCGUACGGAUAUGAAUAUUUAUUCACGAACCUGGGAGAAGAGUUCAACACUCAGAUUCAUGUCAACAAUCUGGACAUGUUCAAGAAGAUGCCGGAGAUUCUGAGCUAUGUGACGACUGAUCGUAGGACGCAGAUCCACGCCUGUCGACAUCCCAAGGAUGAGGAGUUUUUCCAUGGUAACCGGUUGCCGUGUGGUUGUUCAGCCGUUGAUGGGUCUCCUCUUCGUAUCAUUAGCAUCAAACCGUCCACCAUGUGGUUCGGAGAGAGAACCAAGAAAACCAACGUCAUCAUCAAGACAGGAGGAAGUUCCUUCAGAGCCUGUUUCAGUUUCCACUCCUCGUACUCUGAGAUUAAAGACUUCCUGUCGUAUCUUCGGCCGGUCAACAUUUACCCCAGUGUCAUCCCCAUCGGUCGCACGCUGACCGAGGUCACACAGAUGUUGAAGUUAAUGAGCAGAAACCUAACAGAUUCUGAAGCGUUUGUUUACAAACCUCUGGGCAUCCUGAAACGCAGCCGGAAGGAGCAAGAGACCUGUGAUUCAGGCAGCGACGACGACCUGUUUGACCGAGUCAACUUGGCACCAGUGAGGAAGAAGAUGGGGCUGAACCAGGAAGUCAAUAAAAAGGAAGUUAAUAGUCCUGAGAGAACAGCGCCUCCUGUGUCCGGGGAGGAUUCUGUGCCUCUGACAGUCAAAUCUGAUCCUCGCAACUUUGUUGACUGCACCGAGUCCAACGAUGAAGAAGAAGAAGAGGAGGAGGACGAAGUGCGGGGAGGAAGAGGUGACACCAGAGUCACGGAGGACGAGGACGUAAAAGAGAAGACGGAAGACGCAAAGAAAGAGACUCUAAAGUGGGAGGACUUCUUCACCACGGGAAUGUUAACAGACAGCCAGAACAGCCAAUCACAGUCCUGCUCUUCCAUCGCCAACACCUCCCCCUGCAGGAUGAGUGGCUCACAGACGCCCGAACUCUUCAGCGAACAAGAAGAAGAAGGAGCAGCGUUUGACGGCCAAGACGAGAACUUCAGCCUGACUCUGUCCGCGUCUCUGUCCAACCAUUCCUCGCAGAACAUGGACUCAUGUCUGCCCGACACCGUGAUCCUCCAGCCGGAGGCGGAGCCUCACGGACAAGGAGACGAAGCGAUGGGCAGUGGCAUGUUGCGGAAGGCGGAGUGCGACAGUCCGGUCCUCGUCCAGUCAGAACAGGAGCUAAUGUCGUCUCAGGCGUCAUCUGACUUCGAUGUUCCCUCCACGCCAGAGUCGAAGGCACCGCAGCCCGACAUACUCUUGCAGCUGUACAGGAAGUUAGCAUCAGGAGAGGAAGUGGUCGUCUGGAAAGGAAGGCAGGGAUUUGCAUGACUAUUUUCCAACUAAGAUGUCGAUAUUUGACGAUAUUUUGUCGCUCGCGUAGUUGGAGAAAGUAGAGUAGAAGUUGCUAAGCACCAACUCUGAUUGUUUAAAAACAUGAAAACAGAGGUGAGUUCAAGUCUCACAGACCAGGACCAGGAUUCAUUUGAGUAUGUAAUCCCGCCAACAUUCCAAGUAAUGCUAUUUUUUUUUGUCCAAUUUGAAAAUAGUUGUUUUUGUGACCAAACACAUUAGUAUUAGUCAGGGCUCCCCCUGGUGGAGAGUUGUGGAUAGACACUUGUUUCUCUGGCUGAUCCUGUUUCUCUUUCUGCAGAAACUGAAAAAGUCCUUGAGCUUCUGCUGCACUUUACUGUUUGACAUGAUUCCUGCUUCAGUUUAACCACAAACCUCUUGACACACACACACGUGCACUUUACAUUUAUGUUCUAUAUUGUGAAAUUGCACCUGUGAACAUUAUCGUUAACGUUUCCUCUGCUGUUGACAGUUAAUGUUUUCAUUCUCAACUGAUAGUAAAGACUUAAUUUUAAA
Molecule: messenger RNA, 2643 nt
Organism: Solea senegalensis (Senegalese sole)
Lineage: Eukaryota; Metazoa; Chordata; Actinopteri; Pleuronectiformes; Soleidae
Product: protein artemis-like
Exons: 15
Coding region: 127-2106 (659 amino acids)
Biological process (GO): double-strand break repair via nonhomologous end joining; protection from non-homologous end joining at telomere; interstrand cross-link repair
Molecular function (GO): 5'-3' DNA exonuclease activity; damaged DNA binding
Source: RefSeq, a predicted model, not a curated record